AUGGGUAGUUGUGGAAGAGAAGGAGCAGUAAGGCAGUAUAUAAGAUCGAAGGUACCUCGUUUAAGGUGGACGCCUGAGCUGCACCGUUGCUUUGUUCAUGCCAUUGAAAGUCUUGGUGGUCAUCACAAGGCUACCCCUAAGCUUGUUCUUCAGUUGAUGGAUGUGAAAGGGCUCACAAUUUCACACGUCAAGAGCCAUCUUCAGAUGUACAGAAGCAUGAGAGGUGACUUGGGCAGACAAGGUAGGACACCCUCCCAACAUAGAAACCAAUCUUUUGAGGAUCAUGAUGAUGGGUGUGUUGAUGAAGUGAAUGAUAUUGGUGUUGAGUACUCUUGUUCGAAACCAAUGGGAAGAGAAUCUGAUUCCUUCUUCGGCUACAGUAAUUUCCCCUCAAAAAGAGCCAGAAUCGAGACGAAGAGUUCCAUCUCAGAGAGCUGCAAUGCAGCCAAAGAUUAUCCCAUGGCUGAGCACAAAGGAAUAAAGGAGUUCUGUGAAGCUUCAAGAAUAUGGCAGACACAAACCCAUUCCUCUCUGCUACCACAUUUUCCCAACCUCACUUCAUUCAGAUCUUCUAACCAAGAAUCUGAUUUCCUUCAGGUUGCUAAAUUUAAUGAAGGAAAGACCACUUCACAGCCAAUUAAUGUACUUGAGAACACUGAGACAGCUCAUAGAGAGGUUGAAGGUGUAGGAGGGUAUGAAUUGUCAUUGUCGCUUACAUUGCCAAAUCCUUCCCCUCAGAGAAGCAAUGCUUCUUCGGCCAGUGAGAUCAGUGAAGCUAUCUCCUCGUGCCCUGGGUUUAGCAACUACAAGAAUUGCUCUAGUUCAUCCAAUGUCAAAGAAAUAAUUAAUUUAGACCUAUCUUUAGCUCUAUGUGGCAGUUGA
Messenger RNA from Abrus precatorius (Indian licorice), 882 nucleotides. RefSeq names its product putative Myb family transcription factor At1g14600. The record is from RefSeq and is a predicted model, not a curated record. Gene Ontology annotation, molecular function: DNA binding; DNA-binding transcription factor activity. NCBI's taxonomy places the organism in Eukaryota, Viridiplantae, Streptophyta, Magnoliopsida, Fabales, Fabaceae.